Messenger RNA from Cyprinus carpio (common carp), 2310 nucleotides. RefSeq names its product GTPase IMAP family member 8. The record is from RefSeq and is a predicted model, not a curated record. Lineage: Eukaryota; Metazoa; Chordata; Actinopteri; Cypriniformes; Cyprinidae. Gene Ontology annotation, molecular function: GTP binding.
AAGCCCUUUGUUCUCAUGCAUUUAAGACAAGUGUAUUUUUCACUUUCAUUUAUUUACAACUGUCACUGAGUGCUAGAGACACGUUCGACACUCUGCACAUCAUUUGUUUCUUGUAAUACAAAUCAGCAUGUUACAAUCGGCGAAUGCAAAGGUGGAGCAAUCUGGUGGAGGUGACAAGAUCACUUUGGUGCUGCUGGGAAAGAACAGCAAUGAUAAGUCUAUGAUAGGGAAUACCAUAUUAAAGGCAAACCGUUUCAUAGCUAGUAACAACACAUGUACAAGAGCUGAAGAAAGAGUAGAUGAUCAGAGGGUCUGUAUCAUAAACACUCCAGACCUUUUCCACAGGCCGCACCCAAAUAGAGAAACAGAGGAGAAUAUAGAGGAGAUAAAAGCCCUAUAUCCAGGGCCACGCAUGUUUCUUCUGAUUCUGCAGAACAAAAAGCUCUCACAGGAAGAGAUGGAAAUGUUCAGGCAGCUGAAAGUGAGAUUUGGGGAGAAAAUGGUGGAAAAUACAAUUGUAGUGCUAGUUAACAGUCAGGAACAAAAAUCUGAAGAAGCAUAUGACCACGCGGAUGAGAAUCUCAAAAAACUACUAGAUGAGUGCGGACGGAGAAUGUGUCUUCAUGACAAGAAAAAUGUAAACGAGCUUACCAAUCUGGUAGUGAAAGAAUGGAAGAGAAUACAUGAAAAGCAGGUUAAAGAAUCAAGCAACUCCGCACAUGCUGAGAGGAUAUAUGAGGACAUUGAUGCGUAUAUACAAAUGAAGCAAAUAAAUGAAGCAUCAUGGAUGUCUGAAAAAAGCAAAGAAAAGAGCGUUCCGACAUCUAGAAGUAAAGUCAUGAUGACAGUGGUCCUACUGGGAAAGAGAAGCAACAACAAAUGUCUCGUAGGGAACACAAUUUUUCAAAAAGAUCAUUUCCGAUCAGAGAGGGUCAGAUGUGAGAAGAUUGUAGAUAAUGUUGGUGGUGAGAAGGUUUGUAUUAUCAACACUCCAGAUCUUUUUUAUAAACCAAGCUCAUCAGAUCCAGAGGCUGACAAAAUGGACGAGCUGAAGCCAUCAUACGCAGGUCCACGUGUGUUCCUCCUUGUACUCCAGGACAGUAUGGUGUUACCAGAAGAGAUGGAGAUGUUUACUGAAGUAAAGAAGAAGCUUGGACAGAAAAUGGUUGAACAAGCAAUUGUGCUGGUUAAUGGUGAUAAAAAGGAAUCUUCAGAUACAAUGGGCACACCGUUGUCAUUCAAAAAAGACCACGACAUAAUCCUGAAUGAGUGUGGAAACAGACUGUGUGUUUACAGCAAACACAUGAAGAAUAAUGAACUUAUCAAAGAACUAAUGAAACACAAAGAAAUCAUGAAGAACCAAACAUCAGAAACUACAAGAGGAAGUUCCAGCGGGAUGCAUGUCAGUAAGGUGACGCAAACACCAAAGAAAACAGGUGGAUACAAGGAGGAUCAGCCAAAACCUUUGACCAUCGUGCUGCUGGGACAGACAGGAUGUGGGAAGAGUGCUACAGGAAAUACAAUCUUAAAAAAGCACCAUUUUGAAUCACAUGCCAGUUCUGUGUUGGUAACAAAGAAGUGCCAGAUGGCAGAGGAAACUGUUUAUGAUGUGAGGAUUAGGGUUAUAGAUACUCCAGAUUUCUUUAAUGAAGACCUUAAAAACCAGGAAGAACAGAUAAAGAAGUGCAAAGAGCUCGCUCAGCCAGGGCCUGAUGUGUAUUUGCUGGUCAUGCAGCUUGGCCGUUUCACAGAGGGCGAGAGAGAGGUUCUCCCACAUCUGAAGAGAGAGUUUGGCGAGGAUGUGACUUUAAAGACUGUAAUUCUUUUCACGGGUAAAGAGAAGCUGAAGAACAGGACUUUAACUGAUUACAUCAAUGGUAGUGACAAAGAACUUCAGGAACUGAUCAAAACCUGUCAUUCAAGAUGUUGUGCAUUUAACAACAACAAUGAGAAAUCCAGUCAUCAGGUGAAAAAACUUCUGGGGCUCAUUUCUGACAUGCAGGAAAAUAGUGCUAUGAGCCAUCACAGAAAGAAGCAUAAGGAGAACAAAGAAUGCAGUAUCUUGUGAGAUUAAGUGUAUGUGCACAGCUAUAAUUGGGGAACCUUUUCUAAAUAUGGCAUAAGUUUUAUUAUGGUUAGUCUACAGUGGUUACAAUUGUGUAGACUGUAAUAUUAAGGAUGGUUAGAUGCAUAUUUAAUUGUACCUUUAUUUACUAUGAACUACUAAAAAUUAUUUGGAUAGCGAAUAAUAUGUAAUGGUGAUUAUACUGGUAAGUGAAAUAUUUAAAUUAAAUAAAAAAAUAAAAAACA